UUUUUGCCAAGUCUUAUCCAUAUGAAUCCAAGUUUACGUAAAGACUUGGAGAGUAGAAGGAAGGUAUACUAAAAUAAGGCUAGACUAAAGGAAAAAGUUUUGAUGACUAAGAUAGGGUUGAUCUUGAGGCACCAACAAUUUUUCUUAUCCUGGUCUGGUCAACUUUCUAUAACAGGUAUGUGAUAAUUUGAGAGGUUUAGCAGUAAGAAAAAUGGAUAGUAGUCUCCACGUGUAGAAAAUGAGCCCUCAAAUAUAUGUCCAUGGUGUGCAAGAACCCCGGAACCAAUUGAUUUACCACUCUUCAUUCUGGGUUAAAUUUCUGCCUAUUAUUUAUUAACCAUAGAAGAACAAAUAUAAAAGCAGAGUUAUUAAAAAAUCUGACGCAAAUUGGAAUACAGGGAGGAAAAAAAAGUCAGAGAAAAUGCCUGAACGUACGUACAAACAUAUUGAUGUUGCAAGAAGUCCUACCAGCAUCGCUAGUGUGGAACAUUUCCUCCGAAGUGCAGCCGGGGAUUCUUCUAGAAUGUCACCAACUAGCUCUUCCCCUUCCUCUCCUAUGAAGCAACAGGACCUGGAAGAUGACCAAGGCCUCUAUCAGAAGAAAUCAGUCCUCACCAAAGUGAAGCAAAAGGCCAGGAAAUUGUGCUACAGCCUCAGCAAGAAAAGAAUAGAGGACGACAAUGUCACACCCUCUAGUAGAGCUAGGUUUGCAGAUGAAGGGGAGGAGGAGGAAGAAAUUGAAGAAGAAGAACAAGAAGAAAAAGACGCUGAAUACCUUGGAGCUCCUAUGUAUGAAUCGGAGCAGGCACCUGAGACAUACAAAGAAAAUGCAAGGCAACAUCCAAGAGCAAAUCCAGUAAUCUCUGAGAAGCACGUUUUGCAUAACGCUGUCAAACUAGGAAUGCAGGAAGAUCAAAAGCCAAAUGCUGCUGUCAAUCACAAACUCACUUCAACAACUCAACCUGAUACUGCAACAACAGUGGCAGCAUCUUCACCCAACGCCUCUGAAACCUUAGCUCAGAAAAUGACACCUGCCUAUGCUGCAGGGUCGCCUGCAGCCAAUAGCAUCCCGUCCCAAAAUUCAUCUGUUUCAUCAUCUCGGCUGCAACAUUCAUUUUCCUCGUCUGCUUCACAGAGUAGGAAGAAUACAAGCCAAAAUGUUCCUUCAGUCAAUGAUUAUUUGAAGAACAAGUCUGAAAAAGAGGAUGAUGCCAAAAUUGAGUCUCCAAAGCAAGAUUUGUCAUCUUCGUCUGCUUCAAAGAGUGGGAAGAUUCCUCAAAAGACUUAUUCACUCAAAGAUUAUGCAAUGAACAGGUCUGAACAAAGGAAUGAUGCCACAAGCAUGAUUCCAUUGCAAAAAUCAUCAUCCUUCUCAGUUGCUUCAUUGAGAGGGAAAAACACAGGCCAAAAGAGUGCUUCGGCCAAAGAUUAUUCAAUGAGCAAGUCAGAGCCAAGGGACGAUGAAAAAACUGAAUCUCAGCCUCAGGUGACACAUGGAGAAAAUGGUCCAAGUAAUUCAGGCAUGAUGGACAAGGUGAGAGGAGCUGUAAAUUCAUUUCUCGGGAAUGAGGAGCCAUCAGAAGAAUAUGGAGUCAAAAUUCCUACUACACGCACUUCAUCACAAACUCAAGGUAAAACAAUCAUUACAAAUGCACCGUUCUGCCAUAUAUCCUAUAUAUCAUAUGAUACUAUCAUCUUUUUUUUCAUGCAAAGCUCUUUUUUCACUACAUAAAAUCCAUAAUAUUCAUGUGAUAUCACAGUACAUUUUGCAGUUGGUGAGGAUGAGAACCGUGGGAGAAUUCUACAGGCAAAUUAAGUUCUCCAACCAUCGCCUUCAUGCAACUUUGUAUAUUACUA
This is a messenger RNA of Vigna radiata var. radiata (mung bean), 1857 nucleotides long. RefSeq lists its product as uncharacterized. The record is from RefSeq and is a predicted model, not a curated record. Bases 422 to 1732 code for a protein of 436 amino acids. Lineage: Eukaryota; Viridiplantae; Streptophyta; Magnoliopsida; Fabales; Fabaceae. The transcript is spliced from 3 exons. Gene Ontology annotation, biological process: response to abscisic acid.